Molecule: messenger RNA, 890 nt
Organism: Spea bombifrons (plains spadefoot toad)
Lineage: Eukaryota; Metazoa; Chordata; Amphibia; Anura; Pelobatidae
Gene: IFT27
Product: intraflagellar transport 27
Exons: 7
Coding region: 151-711 (186 amino acids)
Cellular component (GO): Golgi apparatus
Molecular function (GO): GTP binding; GTPase activity
Source: RefSeq, a predicted model, not a curated record
GAGGGCAUGUAGGAACCAUUCGUUGUGAACGUCAGCGUGGGAACUAUACAAGCACUGUUGACUUCAUAAGCCUUGGCUGUUUCAGGACACACUAUCGGUUGGCUAGAAGUUUACUUGUGCCUGUAUUCUUUGAGAGGAGCUUGGGACGUCAUGGUGAAGCUGUCUGCCAAGUGCAUAGUGACAGGUGACUCGUCUGUAGGAAAGAGCGCGCUGAUACAGCUGUUCCGGAGCAAUGGCAGUCAUUUCUUGAAAAAUUACACCAUGACCACAAGCAUGGAUGUUGUGAUGAAAACUGUCCUUAUUCCAGAUACAGGCGACAGUGUGGAACUGUUUCUCUGUGACACUCCUGGCAAAGCAAUGUUUUACGACAUGACAGAGAUGUUGUGGGACCAGCCUGGUGUUCUUUGUGUAGUGUUUGACAUCACAAAUGAGAUCUCCUUCAGUAACUGCAUUAAGUGGUUGCAGAAAGUAAAGACCAAGACCUCCACCCCUCAUGUACCUGGGGUGCUAGUGGGUAACAAAACCGAUCUGUCUGCCUGCAGAACCGUGACAAAGACAGAGGCUCAGGAAUUGGCAAUGAAACAUGGUUUGGAGUAUUUCGAGACUUCUGUGAAGGAGUUGGAAAACUUCGAGCAACCAUUUCAGGCGCUGGCUAAGGCAUUUUACCAUAUGUACCAUGAAAGAGUGGAGAACUUCAAAUCCUUGGUGUAACAUGUUGAUCGACAUGCUCUUGAAAUAAAUAUCAAUUUAUUACAAUUCAGCCCUUAGAUUGAAGUUCAAUUAAGUUGAAGUGGUGCAUACUGUUACAUAUAAAAAACAGCACCUUUUGGUCCUGAAGUUAUUAAUGCUCAUUGGUGACAAAUAAAUGUUUUUUUUCUUCUUAUCAAAAA